Molecule: messenger RNA, 4503 nt
Organism: Knipowitschia caucasica
Lineage: Eukaryota; Metazoa; Chordata; Actinopteri; Gobiiformes; Gobiidae
Source: the annotation of a GenBank genome assembly
AUGAGGUUACAGGUCGCUGUGGAGCUGAGGAGCAUUCGUGAGGGCGGUCGCGAAAGACGCACACCAUACGCAGACAUAUGGAUUAUUGAAGGCAGGACACCCAUCAGCAUGGAUGUGCUCAAGCCGUGCGUGGUGGUGGCUCUUAUCUCACUUACCUGCGCCCUCUCCCCUCCGAUCAUCAUCUCCAACGAAGAGGAGUUUGUUCUUCAGCCAGACUCAGUGUUCAACAUCAGCUGCACUGGAAAGAGGACCGUGUUGUGGGCAGAACCUCUGCCUGAAAACACCUUUGUCCUUCCGGGAUUUUACACCACCACCCUCUUCAUUUACAACGCCACCGUGGAGAACACCGGGUACUACAUGUGCACCUAUGAGAGCUUUGAUGGAGAGCCAGAGGAGAACGAGGCGGGCAUCUACGUCUUUGUGCCAGAUCCCACAGCUCCAUUCGUACCAGAGUCUCGAGAGAACCUGAUCGUGCCCAUGGAUCACAUCGGAGUGUCCAUCACCUGCCGCGUGUCUGACCCUCACUAUCACGUCGUCCUGAAGAGCGUGGAGGACGGAGACGAACGCCCUGCUCUGUAUGACAACAAAAUCGGCUUCUUUGGUUCUCUGUCUUCUGGCCAGUACUACUGCGAAACCACAGUCAACGGGCGGACAUUUCAAAGUGCUACUUACACGGUUGAGGACGGAGACACUGCCGUUUUGGACGAUCUCAGGUUAGAAGUGAAGACCAGUGAUGAGACUCUCUCUGUGGGCCGAGAACUGAACAUCACCUGCACCGUUCAAGGAGGACCCUUCUUACAGCAGAAGUGGCUUCAUCCCAAAAAACAGGCUCUGGAUGCGGUUGAAAAGAAAGAGACCUUUUCGGACCAUAUCGUGUACACCCUCCACAUCGCAAAAGCCUCCGCAAAGGACAGCGGGACUUAUGAGUGCUCCGUUACCGACCAGAUCACCGGAGAGGUUAAAACAGGCAUGGUGGCCGUGUCUGUUUUUGAGGACAGCGCCUACGUCACAUUGGACCACAGUGGGAUCCUGCCCACCGAGUUCGUCAGUCUGUUGGAGGAGACGGAGUUUACGAUACUGAUUGAUGCGUUCCCAGCCCCCAAAGUCUCAUGGCAGAAAGACGGAAAGGACAUCGAGCAAAACUAUUAUGUCCUCGCGACGACCAACCACGUAGUAUCCAAUCGCUACCAGAGCAUUCUCAAACUUCGUCAACCGCUGGAGAAAGACAACGGGAUAUACACCAUCGCCGCCAGCAGUGGGUCCCGCACCGCUCACUUCUCAUUUGAGCUCAUAGUAAAAGCUCCCUCGGCCAUCCUGUUCCCGCCGUCCUCUGCCCCGGUGCUACUUCCUCCCAACGAGGAGCUGGUGGUGCCGCUCAACUCCCCCUUCACGCUCAGCUGCCGGGGCCAGGGCAGAGUGGUGUGGGACACUCCGCUGGAAGUCCCGGAGCAGACGCAGGAGGACAGCAACGGCCUCUUUGUGAACACCGUGACCGUGGAGCACGCCACCGCCAUGCACACUGGCGAAUACAGCUGCUUCUACAGCGCCAACGACACGGAGGGCAUUGAGGACAGCGCCAUCUACGUCUACGUGCCAGAUCCCGACACCCCUUUCAUCCCGUCCCUGAUGUCGUUCGCUAACCACGUCAUCUCUGGCCCCGAUGAGAUGGAGGUCCAGUGCCGAGUGUCCGACCCCAGCGCCAACGUCACUUUGGUGAAUGUGGACACGCAGCAGCCCGUCCCCUGCGUGUACGACAGCAAGCGCGGCGCCCUGGGGGUCUUUCCCGGCGGCACGUAUGUCUGCAAGGCUGUCAUCGACGGACAGGAGUACCAGAGCGAGGAGUAUAUCGUCCAUGGCUGGAUCGGUGCUACUGUCGGUAGCGCUCUGCAUGUUGAGCUCAGUGCCAGAAAGACUGCUCUGCUGGUGGGAGAAAGCAUCACCUUGUCCUGCCUGGCAAAAGGAUCACAGGUUUUGGAAGAUCAUUGGAAAUACCCGGGAAAACUGUUAAACCGAGGCAAAAUAUCAGUGAAGGAGGACCAAAGAAACCAGGAAAUACUCUACACACUCACCAUUCCCAAUGCAUCCACUAAAGACAGCGGACUCUACACCUGUUCAAUAUCAGACGUCAUGAGCAGCGACAGCCAAACCAAGACACUCUCAGUGACAGUGUUUGCGAGUGAGUUCCUGAACAUCAAGCCUGAAUUCGCCACGUUCGAAACAGCCGAGCUCGACGAAGUCCGCGAAUUCAGAGCCGACAUCGAUGCCUUGCCCAGCGCUCGCGUGACCUGGCUCAAAGACGGACUUCCUCUCGGCGACGUUACCGCGGAGAUCUCCACCAGCCUCCGGCAGAUCGGCGAGACCAGGUUUUUGAGUGUCCUGACUUUGAUAAGGGCCAAAGAGGAAGACAGCGGGAACUACACCAUGCAAGUCACAAGCGGGAACCAGAGUCGUGGGAUUAGCUUUUCUCUGCUGGUCAAAGUGCCCGCUGUUAUUGUGGACCUCAUGGACAUCCAUCAUGGUUCUGCCUCUGGUCAGGCUGUGGUCUGCAUCACUCGCGGUCAACCUACUCCUGAAGUGGAGUGGUUUGUCUGCAAAAACAUCAAGAACUGUGCCAAUGAUACCUCUUCCUGGGUGCCCCUCCCCGCCAACUCCACUGAUGUCAAAAUGGACGCACACAUGGACGAAGAGAACAAUCUUGAGAGCCAGGUCUUGUUCGGCCACCUGGAAAAUACUCUGGCAGUCCGCUGUUUGGCUAAAAAUGACAUGGCCGCAGUGAGCCGUGAGGUCAAGCUGGUGUCCAAUGGUCCUCACCCCGAGCUGACUGUCGCUGCUGCUGUGCUGGUGCUGCUGGUCAUUGUCAUCAUCUCACUCAUUGUGUUGGUUAUCAUAUGGAAACAGAAACCCAGAUACGAAAUCCGCUGGAGGGUGAUCGAGUCCGUGAGCCCCGAUGGUCAUGAAUACAUCUAUGUGGACCCUAUGCAGCUUCCCUAUGACUCCAGAUGGGAGUUCCCUCGUGACAGACUGGUCCUUGGUCGUGUUCUGGGCUCCGGAGCCUUCGGGAAGGUGGUAGAGGGCACCGCCUACGGACUCAGCCGCUCCCAGCCCGUUAUGAAGGUGGCAGUGAAAAUGCUAAAACCCACAGCUCGCUCCAGUGAAAAACAGGCCUUGAUGUCUGAACUAAAGAUCAUGACACAUCUUGGACCACAUCUGAACAUCGUCAACCUUCUCGGGGCAUGCACUAAAUCAGGUCCUAUCUACAUUAUCACCGAGUACUGCUUCUAUGGAGAUCUGGUGAACUAUCUACACAAGAACAGGGAGAACUUCACGAGUUUGAACACAGAGAAGACCAAGAAGGACGAGGACAUCUUUGGAAUAAACCCGACGGAUGAGAGCAGCAGGAGCUAUGUGAUCCUGUCGUUUGAGAGCAAAGCCGAUUACAUGGACAUGAAACAGGCCGAUACCACUCAGUACGUGCCAAUGCUGGAGAUGAGCAACUCUUCCAAAUACUCAGACAUCCACACGUCCAACUAUGACCAUCCUCCCUCCCAGAAAUCCUCUACUGGGGAAAGCGAGAUUGACAUCCUGCUAACAGACGAUUUGAACGAAGGCCUCACCACCACAGAUCUGCUGAGCUUUACGUAUCAAGUGGCCAAAGGCAUGGAGUUCUUGGCAUCCAAAAAUUGUGUACAUAGAGACCUGGCUGCCAGAAAUGUCCUCCUGUCCCAGGGCAAGAUAGUGAAGAUCUGUGACUUUGGACUGGCUCGGGACAUCAUGCACGACAACAACUAUGUCUCCAAAGGAAGUACCUUCCUUCCAGUAAAGUGGAUGGCUCCAGAGAGCAUCUUUGAUAACAUGUACACUACUCUCAGUGAUGUUUGGUCCUAUGGCAUACUCCUCUGGGAGAUCUUCUCCUUAGGGGGCACUCCAUACCCAGGGAUGGUGGUUGACUCCAGCUUCUACAACAAGAUAAAGAGCGGUUACAGGAUGUCCAAACCAGAGCAUGCUCCUCAUGAUGUGUAUGAGGUGAUGAUGAAAUGCUGGAACAGUGAACCGGAGAAGAGGCCGUCCUUCCUGGGUCUGAGUGAUACAGUUUCUACUCUUCUGCCCUCCAGCUACAAGAGACAUUACGAAAGAGUCAACCGUGAGUUCUUGAAGAGCGACCACCCGGCUGUGACCCGCGUGUGCACGGAGAGCGACGACUACAUCGGCAUCGCUUACAAAAACCAGGGCAAACUGAAGGACCGGGAGAGCGGCUUCGACGAGCAGCGCCUCAGCUCCGACAGCGGCUACAUCAUCCCCCUCCCGGACCUGGACCCCAUCUCCCUCGACGACUACGGCAAGAGGAACAGGCACAGUUCUCAAACAUCUGAAGAAAGUGCUAUCGAGACGGGCUCCAGCAGCUCGACCUUACCGAAGCGCGAGGGCGAGACUUUGGAGGACAUCACGCUUUUGGACGAGAUGUGUCUAGACUGUAGCGACCUGGUGGAGGACAGCUUCCUGUGA